GGUGAAAUGUCAGCAGACUCUACUGUGGGAUGCCCUUGCGAGUGCACUUCAAAAGGUUGCACAGCAGGGUCUGUAUUCGCAGGGAUCAUUGUAGGGAUUCUGUUGACUUUUCUUAUCCUCCGCGGCAAAUGGAACUGGAUCAAGAUUAAAUUAUUUAACAGAUUCUUUCAAAAACCAAAAGCAGUUUCCAAUGCAGCUUACGAGCCAGAUUUUAACUUUGACCAGAAUGCUUGCGAAUUAGGUAAAAAGGACAGCAGUCCAUACACAAACGUUGUGAUCAACGCAGGACAUGGAGUGGAAAUUGUAGACACUCCACCAAACGAGGAGAAUUCAGGGCAGGAGGAGGUCUACGCUGUCAGCCUCAAGAAAUCUAUGAAACAAUCAGGAUUGUCGGAAGACAUUGUCCAAAAAAUCGCCAGUCUGCAUGGAAACAAAAUUAUAGCCAGGAAGUCAGAGGAAUUCGAGGAUUUUGUAGACAUCGAAAAAAAAUCGGAUGAACACAUGGCGGCUUCCCGCUCUGCAACUCUCCCAGUAAUGACAAAGAAAGGCGUGUCAAUCCUCAAGGACGACAAAAAGACAUCUCUGGGUAAAAACAGCAGUAAAGUGAAAAGUAAGAAGUGUACUAAAACAGUCAGCAUCUCCGAAGACAACGAAUCGAACAAACUAGAGGAAAAAGAGGACUUAAUGACAACAAAAUCUGCUUUUGUGAUGACCGAAGCUUCCUCUAACGGGGAUUAUUUUGUGUUAGAUAAGACCUUCUGCUGAAAACAACCUCCAUAUUUUUGUUAUGCAUCAAAUUAUUUCUUUUGGCUAUAUUUGGCGUAUUUGGAUAAGAACUUUAUAACAUGCGUAAUACAUUACAAAACAUUUUUAAGCUUUGUAAUCUACAAGCUUUAUAUCAUCAUUUCGAUUUAUUUUUCGCCAUAGAAGAAAGGGCAGUUAACAUAUCAUACAUGUAUAAUAUAUGAAAUUAACAAAAAAAGAAAGUUGACGUAGGAAUAUUCGUAAUGGAUGUAUCUAAAGGUUUUUUCAUGUAAAAUAUUUUAAUUUUUUAUCGACAUUUAAUCUUUUAUAAGAUUUUUUCCGGUUUAGAAACGGGUUUGAAUGCUAGUCUUGACUUAAAUAUUUAAUGUAAAUAUCUGCUAUAUUUGUAUGUCAAAGCAAGGUAUUUCCUAUUAACCAUUCAUUUACAUAUAGAUAUACGUUUAAUUAAGUACAGUUGUUUUUACAUGCACACGUGACUCUCACUUGCUCUUGAUAGUUAUGUUUAUGUGCUAAAAA
Molecule: messenger RNA, 1281 nt
Organism: Saccostrea echinata
Lineage: Eukaryota; Metazoa; Mollusca; Bivalvia; Ostreida; Ostreidae
Exons: 5
Coding region: 7-765 (252 amino acids)
Source: RefSeq, a predicted model, not a curated record